AUUCAAUUCCAAUCAACUGUCAAAAAGUUUUUCAUAUCUAUUCAAUCAUUGUUUAUUUUAUUAUUCAAUAAAAACUUAAAUUAAUUAUCAACAAAAAAAGAAAACCGUCCUCCUUUGAAUACAUUUCUGUUUUUUUUUUUAAAUGUCUUCAAUGUCGAAGUACAACGAUGGACGAUCCAUCAGAGUUUUAUCAUUUCUGGAGGCUUAUGAAAGACAAGAAUGUCUUUGGGAUACCUCAUUGGAUAGCUACAAGAAUAAAGGAGAUCGAGACCAAGCUUAUAUGGCAAUAAUUAAAGAACUUAAUGUCCCAUCACUAACGGUUCAUGAUAUUAAAUUGAAAGUCAAAGGCAUACGAACAACAUACACAAAAGAAUUAAGAAUUCUAAAUGCUCAUAAGAAAAUGGGCAAACCAUAUAAACCGAAGUUGUUUUGGUUCAAUAAGGCGAAUUCGUUUUUAAAAAAUGUAUGCGUAUCAAGACGUCCCAGAAACGAGUUUUUGUGGCCAAAACAUGAACCUGAAAACCAAUCACCACAAGACUGCAAAGAUUUUGAUGUUGAAUAUGCCGAUGAAGUUUACAGCGGUGAAGAAAUGAUUAUCAGUAAUGAACUAAACGAUGACGAACAAUUGCAAGACACUCAACAUGAUUACAAAACUCAGGAUACACAAGACUAUAAGAAUUUCAUUAGAACUGUAAAAGAACCCGAUAUGGGGAACUACGAACAAACUCCACCAGUCGAUCAAAGUUAUACCCACACUGAGUCGCCCGCUGCAUGCACAGAUUCUCCAAGAUUAAAUCAAAAGCUCGAACAUACACCACAAAACACAUUCGAAGCCUCGUCAUCAUUGUCGUCGUCGCCAGCAGCAGCAGCAGUAGCAGCAUACAAAGACGAUGAAUUUGAUUUAUUCUGCCGCAGUGUAGCCAGUCAGUUGCGAGCCAUCCCCGAUUCGUAUUCCCGAUCAAUGGCAAAGCUGAAAAUUCAACAAAUCCUCUUCGAAGCUGAAACAGGUCACUACAAGAACAGUCCUUGUAUCACGAUACCAAUUGUUCAACAAAUAAACAGCGUUUAAAAAUUUA
Molecule: messenger RNA, 1076 nt
Organism: Eupeodes corollae
Lineage: Eukaryota; Metazoa; Arthropoda; Insecta; Diptera; Syrphidae
Exons: 2
Coding region: 143-1069 (308 amino acids)
Source: RefSeq, a predicted model, not a curated record